GAAAAAAAAAAGAAAAAAAAUCUACCUGCUUUCUGAACCAUGUCGUUGAGCCCAAAGCACACAACGCCUUUCUCAGUGACAGAUAUUUUGAGUCCAAUCGAGGAGACCUACAAGAAGUUUAGUGGCAUGGACAGCGCUGGGAACCUAGCCUCUCCGCUGGGAGCCUACCGGCAGCCUCAGGUGUCUCAGACUGGCAUGCAACAGCACCCCAUGGGGCACAACGCCGCCGUGGCGACCACCUACCACAUGCCACACAGCGUCUCCCAGUUCUCGCACGGCGCCAUGGGGGGAUACUGCAAUGGCGGCAUCGGCAACAUGGGGGACCUGCCGUCGUACCAGGAGAGCAUGCGGAACAGCGCGGCGGCCACGGGCUGGUAUGGCGCCAACCCGGAUCCGAGAUACCCCACAAUUUCUAGAUUCAUGGGACCUUCCACAGGUAUGAACAUGAGCGGCAUGGGCAGCCUGACGGGGAUGGCGGACGCCACCAAAUCCAUGCCAAGCCUCCACGCUGCGCCCAGAAGGAAGCGCCGCGUGCUGUUCUCCCAGGCCCAGGUCUACGAGCUCGAGAGGAGGUUCAAGCAGCAGAAGUACCUCUCGGCGCCCGAGCGGGAACACUUGGCGAGCAUGAUCCACCUGACGCCGACCCAGGUGAAGAUUUGGUUCCAGAACCACAGGUACAAGAUGAAGCGGCAGGCCAAGGACAAGGCGGCCCAGCAGCUGCAGCAGCAGCAGCAGCAGCAGCAGCAGCAGGACAGCAGCCUGUGCCAGCAGCAGUCGCAGUCCCCGAGGCGCGUGGCGGUGCCAGUUCUGGUAAAGGACGGGAAACCGUGCCAGAACGGCUCCAACACGCCGACGCCGAGCCAGCAGCAAGUGCAGCAGCAGCAGCAGCAGCAGCAGCAGCAGCAGAACGGGUCCGGGGUCGUGCUAGCGACCCCCACAAACGCCCUCAAUCAGCAUCAAAACCAGCAGGUCAGCGCCUUGGUGCAAGCCCAAGACCUGGAGGAGAUGUCACCUAGCCCCCCCUCCCUGCACAGCCAGCUCAACAUGGCCCAGAUAGACACGUCUGCUGUAGACUACACCAGCAGCAUGGUCAGCUCAAACCUGCUGUACGGCAGAACGUGGUAG
Messenger RNA from Lampris incognitus (smalleye Pacific opah), 1125 nucleotides. RefSeq names its product NK2 homeobox 4a (gene nkx2.4a). Gene Ontology annotation, molecular function: RNA polymerase II cis-regulatory region sequence-specific DNA binding; DNA-binding transcription factor activity, RNA polymerase II-specific. The transcript has 2 exons. Gene Ontology annotation, cellular component: nucleus. Lineage: Eukaryota; Metazoa; Chordata; Actinopteri; Lampriformes; Lampridae. The record is from RefSeq and is a predicted model, not a curated record. Gene Ontology annotation, biological process: regulation of transcription by RNA polymerase II; cell differentiation. The coding region runs from base 40 to 1125 and encodes 361 amino acids.